Alosa alosa (allis shad) is the source of this 2961-nucleotide messenger RNA. RefSeq names its product taste receptor type 1 member 3. The record is from RefSeq and is a predicted model, not a curated record. Gene Ontology annotation, biological process: sensory perception of sweet taste; sensory perception of umami taste; G protein-coupled receptor signaling pathway. The transcript is spliced from 10 exons. The coding region runs from base 137 to 2674 and encodes 845 amino acids. Gene Ontology annotation, molecular function: G protein-coupled receptor activity. NCBI's taxonomy places the organism in Eukaryota, Metazoa, Chordata, Actinopteri, Clupeiformes, Clupeidae. Gene Ontology annotation, cellular component: membrane.
AGAAACAUCCAGGCAGAUCGUGCAGGUCUCUGCUGAGAGGUAUCAACUGCUGAAAACAUCACUGGUUCAUUUCACUGGGGAAUCCUAGAGAACUCACAUCUGCCAUCGAUCUCCACACCUGUGAGUCCCCUGCAGGAUGCCAGGGCAGAACCAUGUGCUGUUGCUUUGCUGUUUGUGUUCACUGGGCAGUGCUAACUGGCUACAGAACAUCGGCACAAAUCUCUUCAGAUCUCGAGGAGACAUAAUGCUCGGAGGACUCUUUCCUAUCAAUGAGCUCACCAGCAAUCUGAGCCAACGAGAGGAGCCUAGUGACAUACAGUGUAACAGGAUCAACAGCCUUGGCCUGGCUCUGUCCCUGGUGAUGAAGUUCUCGGUGGACAACAUAAACGCUGACCCCAAUGUCCUCCCUGGGGUGAGGCUGGGCUUCGAGACCUACGACACAUGCCAACAGCCAGCUGUGAUCAUGAAGCCAACCCUACUCUUCCUCAGCAAUGGCACCACAGAGGAGGUGGCCGUCAAGUGCAACUACACAGACUACGCCACACGGGCUGUGGCUGUCAUCGGCCCAUUAACCUCGGAAAUGUCCUCGGUUGUCGGCAAGUUGCUUGGGUUCUUCCUGAUGCCACAGAUCAGCUAUGGUUCCACGAGCGACAAGUUCAGCGAUAAACAGCUGUACCCCUCCUUCAUGCGCACCGUGCCCACAGACAAAUGGCAAGUGGUGGCCAUGGUGGAGCUGCUGAAGGUGUUUGGGUGGAACUGGGUGGCGGUGGUGGCCAGCGAGGACGAGUAUGGACGGCAGGGCCAGCGACAGUUCUCCGCUCUGGCGUCGAAGGAAAACAUCUGCGUGGCCUACGAGGGGCUCAUUCCCAUCUACAGCGACCCUGUCCCCACCAUCAAGGACAUCCUGGAGAGCGUGAACGAGACCAAGGUCGGGGUGGUGGUGCUCUUCUCUCUUGCUCAGCCUGCCGCCAAGUUCUUCAAAGAGGUGAUCCUCCGGAACAUGACGUCAGUGUGGGUAGGCAGCACUGCCUGGGCACUGCACAAUGACAUCAGCACACUGCCCAACAUCGACAAGGUGGGCACCAUCCUGGCCUUCGCCGACAUGAGCCCCCCACUGGCCCUGUUGGACCCCUACUUCCAGGCUCUCUUCUCCCAGAUCCAACAGCAGAGGCUCAACCAGUCCUCCCAUGACCCCACUUUGGACAUCCCCUCCAUGGACAACCCGUGCCCAGCGUGCUGGUACCUGUCCCCUGACAACAUGAGCCUGGUGAAGGACACACUGCUGCAGAGGAACGCCUUCAGUGUGUACGCAGCCGUCUAUAGUGUAGCUCAAGCUCUGCACAGCCUGCUGGGCUGCAACGCCACCAUCUGUCAGCAGUCCAGCUACAAAAUCUACCCAUGGCAGUUGCUAGAGGAGUUGAAGAAUGUGUCCUUAGACAUAAAUGGAACUCAUUUUGAGUUUGAUGACGAAGGGAACCCCAGCAUGGGCUACGAUCUGCUGGUGUGGACCUGGAAGAAGUCUCAAGUAAAGUUUAGAGAGAUUGGAAAUUUCUAUUUGAACCUGUCCAUCAACAGCACACUCAUUGAGUGGCACACAGUCUCUAAUAGGGUCCCCCAGUCCACCUGCUCUGCCGACUGUGGUAAGGGAGAGGUCCGGCGUGUGAAAGGCUUCCACUCUUGCUGCUUUGACUGCAUCCCAUGCGAAGAGGGAACAUUCCAGAACCAUACCGAUGACAUUCAGUGCACCCUGUGUCCCUCGGGUAAGUGGUCUACCCCCAGCAGCCAGUCCUGCGUGUACCCCACCUACACAUACCUCACCUGGAACUGCUACGAAAGCCUGGGCCUGGUCCUGGCGGGGGUCGUGGUGCUGGUCUGUGAGGUCUCCGUUGGGGUGCUCUUCCUGCGCCACCGGGGCACUCCUAUGGUGGACGCAGCUGGAGGGGCACUCUGCGGCCUGUCCCUGCUCUGCCUGAUUGGAUGCUCUGCCAGCCUCGUGCUCUUCCUGGGCAAGCCAGGAGAUCUGGUGUGCCGCCUGCAGUUGCCACUCAAUGCCAUUUUCCCGACCGUGACACUGUCCACCAUUUUAGCCACCUCUCUACAGAUUUUGUACGUCACCGAGUUCCCUGAGAAGAUCUCUGCUCACCUACACACGUUUCGCGGUCCAGGCAGCUGGCUGGUGGUGCUAGCAUGCAGCGGUGUCCAGGCAGGGCUGUGCGCCUGGUUUGUCCAGGAGGCCCCGACCCUGACGCACUUCCGUACGAAUCUGGAGGUGAACUUUGUGACGCGCUUCCUCAGCUGCCCUGUGACACCACUGCUCAACUUUGGCAUCUCACUGGGUUUCCCAGGUGUGCUGGCGCUUGUGUCCUUCAUGUGCACCUUCAUGGCCCUGAAGCCGGCUGGCCAGUACAACAUGGCGCGGGACAUCACCAUAUCCACACUGGCCUACUGCGUGGUGUGGGUGAUCUUCGUGCCCAUCUACACGGGCCUGGACGACAAGAAUAAGUCCAUCGCUCACGUCUCAGUCACAUUGAUCAGCCACAUGGGCCUGGUGGCGGCCUACUUCUUCCCCAAGUGCCACUUGCUACUGAAAAGGCCGGAGCUGAACACAGCAGACCACUUCCGGGCCAUUCUGGAGGGGACCAUCACACCAGCUCAGGAGCAACCGGCUCAGUGAUCCAGGGAAUGACAAAUGCUAAUAUACUAUACUGAACUGCCCAUGAAGAGAAUUCAUAAAACUUCAUGUUAGAAUGAACGCAUGUUCAUUUAAAGGCAUAAACCACACAUUUGAAAUGUAUUUAGUAUAUUAGUUUAAGGAGAAUCUUUACAUCCAUCUACACAGGCCUGAGCAUGAAGGCGUCCUCUGCCUGCUCACAUCAGUCAUCUGGUUCUGUCAUGUGGAAGGGACCAUGACAUCUCAAGAAGAACUGGCUCAAUGAUACACGUGUGACAUAUGCAUAUAUA